Messenger RNA from Acanthosepion pharaonis, 837 nucleotides. The record is from the annotation of a GenBank genome assembly. NCBI's taxonomy places the organism in Eukaryota, Metazoa, Mollusca, Cephalopoda, Sepiida, Sepiidae.
AUGUUCUAUUCGAUCAUUGACAACGUCCUCUCUCUCUCUCUCUCUCUCUCUCUCUCUCUCAAUAUUCUUUCCCUUCUUUUCAUCUCUAUCUUUGCUUUCUCUUCAUCUCUCUCUAUUUUAGUUUUCGUCUCUAUCUCUCAUUGCUAUUUUUUCAUCUCUGUCUUUCUUUUCGCCUCUAUCUCUCUUUGCUCCCUUUUCAUCUUAUUUCACUUUUCGUCUCUAUCUCUCAUUGCUAUUUUUUUCGUCUCAAUCUUUCUUUUUUCAUUUUCUUCAUACAUUUUCCUCUUCCAUUGUAUUUCUCCAUUUUCAACUUUUUUCUCUUUCUUUAUUAUUCUCUCAGUAAUCCUCUUCACACCGUCAUUAUACAUCAGUGUCUGCUUGGAAAUUCACUCGAAAGUUUACGGAGGCAUCAAUGAUCUACUCGUUUUCACAAACCAAAUUCAACUGAUCGAACAGAUCCAAGCUCAGCGUCAUUCCUUUCUCCUCUUUCCUCAUUAUAUUUUCUUCUAUCUUUACCUUUGCAACAAUCUUCCUCCUUCAAUCACACAGUCUAUCACUCAGGAACUCGGAACCGAUACAACCCGAACCUCAGUUCCCCAUCUUCGCCACGACCCUAACAGAAAUAUGCCUUCACAAACCGCUCUCCUCACUCAAACUUAUUUCCUCUUGAUUUUGUUUGAUUCUUUUCUUAUUUACCUCCACAUUGCUCUUUCUUUCUUCUUUUUUGUGCUUGUUUCUGUUUUCCGUUCUAUCUUUUUCUUCUUUUUCAUUCAUUUUUUUCUCAUCCUUCACCUUCUUACACGCCUUCUUUUUUUUUUUCUUUUUCUUCUCAUUUAA